Molecule: messenger RNA, 1047 nt
Organism: Colletotrichum siamense
Lineage: Eukaryota; Fungi; Ascomycota; Sordariomycetes; Glomerellales; Glomerellaceae
Gene: tdiE-4
Product: putative methyltransferase tdiE
Exons: 9
Coding region: 1-1047 (348 amino acids)
Molecular function (GO): methyltransferase activity
Source: RefSeq, a predicted model, not a curated record
AUGUCCACGCCCAACAUUGUAACUCCUGCAGGACGUGAACACACCGAUAUUCGUCAUGUUGACGAGACUCAACUUAUAGUCGAUGAUGCUGAGGUCGCCGAAGACGACUCAUCAGAGCUUGGUGGUAGUAUUGCUUCUUCCCAGCAGACUGCUAGUAGUAUUGCUAGCUCCAUUUGGAACUUCCAACUUGAGAAUGGGCGAACGUACCAUCGGUACAAGGAAGGAAAAUAUCAAUAUCCGAAUGACGAGAAGGAGACCGAGAGACUAGACCUCCAACAUGAGCUUUGUCUCCUCACUCUGGACCGGAAGCUUGGUCUGGCACCGCCAAACGACGAGAACUCCAAGGUUAACCGUGUGCUUGAAAUAGGCACUGGGACUGGGCUGUGGGCCAUCGACUUCGGAGAUGCCCACCCCAAUGCAGAGGUUCUUGGCGUUGACCUUUCUCCCCCAGCAGCGGAGAUUCCACCGAACGUAGUAUUUGAGGUCGAUGAUGUUGAAGAACCAUGGGCGUACACCCAGCCCUUCGACUACAUCCAUAGUCGAUUCAUGACAUCGAGCAUUUCGAAUUGGGAGAAAUACAUCCAGAACUCCUUCAAUAAUCUUACCCCCGGAGGCUACUUCGAGCUUUUGGAGGUCGGUGGCCAGCUUCAGUCAGACGACAACACGCUGAGACCUGACUCCGCCGUUGUAACAAGCGGUAAGCUUUUGAGAGAGGCAUGUGCAAUUCUGGGCCGGCCGUUUCAGAGCAUUCCGUCUUUAGUCGACGUCAUGAAGGAAGUUGGCUUUGUCGAUAUCGUUAUGACCAAGUACAAGUGGCCUAUGAAUUCGUGGCCCAAAGACCCGAAGCAUAAACUCAUCGGCACUUGGUCACUCCACAACAAUCUUGAAGAAAUUGAAGGUUGGACCAUGGCUGCCUAUACCAGAGCGCUGAACUGGAAGAAAGAGGAAGUGCAGGCCUUCCUGGUCGAUGUCCGGAACGGACUGAAAGACAAGAGCAUGCAUGCAUACAUGCCGAUUUACGCUAUCUACGGGAGGAAGCCAGAGUGA